CCUCUAACUAUCAUAUCUUCUUCUUCUUGUAAAUAUACUUAAUAUUAUUACCAUGUACAUAAAAAAGUAGAAGAAAUUAAUUGUUAAUAAUGGUGGAUUCUCCCGCAAGGAAGCGUUUGUUGGCUAGAACCGACUCCGUUCGCAUCUUUCCUACAAGAAGAGGAGCUAUAACUUUUACUUAUGCUUUCACUCUUGCAUCUAUUUUAUUCAUGCUUGUCAUUGUAAAUACUUUUCACCCGUCUUCACGUAGACAUCAUUUUACUAAAGUUAUGACUCACAUUUUCACCUCUAAUUCUUCAAAACCUCCUUCUAAUUCACCUCAACAUAGCCCUACUCAUGAUAAAACCUUUCAUAAAGAUGAUGAAUCAGUGGAUCAUAGGAUUGUAGCUUCUCCUUCUCCAUCUCAAAUUUCUAGAAAAGAAGAUGAUGGAUUGGUGGAUCAUAGGAUUGUAGGUUCUCCGUCUACAUCUCAAACUUCUAAAAAAGAAGAUGAUGGAUUACUGGAUCAUAAGAUUGUAGGUUCUCCUUCUCAGUCUCAAACUUCUAGAAAAGAGAAUGAUGGAUUACUAGAUCAUAGGAACGUAGGUUCUCCGUCUCCAUCUCAAAUUUCUAGAAAAAAAGAUGAUGGAUUACUGGAUCAUAGGAUUGUAAAUUCUCCGUCUCCGUCUCAAAUUUCUAGGAAAGAAGAUGAUGUAUUACUAGAACAUAGGAUUGUAAAUUCUCCGUCUCCAUCUCAAAUGUCUAGAAAAGAAGAUGAUCGAUUACUAGAUCAUAGGAUUGUAAAUUCUCCAUCUCCAUCUCAAAUGUCUAGAAAAGAAGAUGAUGGAUUACUAGAUCAUAGGAUUGUAAAUUCUCCGUCUCCAUCUCAAAUUUCUAGAAAAGAAGGUUCUGGUUUAGCACGAAAGCGAAGUAAAAAACAUCGUAAGGCGCAUCCACCGAUUGGUGCUACGAUUAAACCACAACAAAAGAAGUCUUUUGCACCUAUGCCUUCACCAAAUGUGGUGCAUAGUGAUCAACAACAUUUGGUGGAAUUAACAAAGAAUUGUAAUAUGUAUGAAGGGUCAUGGGUUUAUGAUGAUUCAUAUCCACUUUACAAAGCCGGGUCUUGUCCUAAUAUUGAUGAGCCUUUUGACUGUUUUCUCAAUGGUAGAACUGAUAAUUUGUUCGAAAAGUUCAGAUGGCAGCCUAAGAAUUGCAACAUGCCAAGGUUCAAUGGUAGUGACAUGUUGGAGUUACUGAGGGGAAAGCGUUUAGUUUUUGUUGGCGAUUCCCUCAAUAGGAACAUGUGGGAAUCUAUGGUGUGUGUUCUUAGUAAUUCAGUGGAAAAUAAGAGCAAGAUUUUCGAAGCAUCUGGUAGACAAGAGUUUCGAACAGAAGAUUCUUACUCGUUUAUCUUCGAAGAUUACAAUUGUUCCAUUGAGUUCUUCCGUUCCCCGUUUCUUGUUCAAGAGGGGGAGAUUCCAACCCAGAAAGGAUCAAAAAAAGAGACACUCCGUCUUGAUUUGGUUGAGAACUAUUAUGAUAAGUACAAAAAUGCUGAUGUUUUGAUCUUCAACACAGGUCAUUGGUGGACUCAUGAGAAAGUAAAGGAAGGGAAGGAAUAUUAUCAAGAAGGAAAUCAUGUAUAUGGACAACUGAAUGUUGAAGAUGCAAUUAAUAAAGCUUUAUUGACAUGGUCACAUUGGGUGGACACUCAUGUUGAUCCUAAGAAAACUACAGUUUUCUUUAGAGGCUAUUCACCUUCUCAUUUCAGGGAUGGGGAAUGGAAUUCUGGUGGUCAGUGUGAGAACAUUACAGAGCCAAUGAAAGAUGAAUCUGAUUUGCCAGAAAAUCCUGCAACAAUGAUGAAGACUAUUGAAUCGGUAAUUACGGGAAUGAAGACUCCGGUGUUUUACCUGAAUAUCACGAGAAUGACGGAUUACAGAAUUGAUGCUCACCCUUCCUUGUUCAGAUUCACCAAUAUGACUGAGGAGACCAAAAAAUUUACGCUCACGCAUCAGGAUUGUAGCCAUUGGUGUCUUCCUGGUGUUCCUGACUUGUGGAAUGAAUUAGUGUAUGCUCACCUUUUACAAAGGUUGAAAACAAACAAGGGAAAUCCUUGAACUUGAUUUUUGAUACAUUGUUACAAUCCUUAACAGGCUUCAUAAUAUAGUUGUGAUUUAAUCAGCUCAUAAAUCGAAUCAUCGUGUUGUGUUAUUUAUCUUAUUUUCAAUCAAAGUAGCGAAAACGAUUCAUCUUGCACUCGUUUUCAAUUCAUUCUCCCAAAAAACUCGAGGGAGGGUCAAUGAAUUCAAGGAAGUUGCCAAGGAAGCAAACAAAAAUAGACGCGUUUUUUUACUAGAGAAAUAGAAAAGUGGUAGAGUGAGAAUCACUGAAUUCAACUACAUCACAGUGUUGUAAUUCACAAGCCAAAAUAGUUUUUACAAAUUCAUACAACUUCCUUAAUUCAUCUCAUCAUUUAAUCUAUGUUGCUCCUUUGUGAAUCAUAUGCAAGAGCAAUCUAUUCAUCCUUAUUGUGGCGAAAAUGAUAUCUCAAGAAACAACUCUCGUAGUAGUAAUACAAAUCUUAAUAUCUCGAGAAACAGAACAUCAAUAGAUCUAUGAAAUUUCUUUAGCGGCAGAAAUAACGGCUUCCUUGGUUAUACCGUACUCCUUGUAUAUUUUUCCUGCUGGAGCACUUGCUCCGAACCGAUCAAUACCUAUGGUUUUUCCCUUGCUUCCGACAAUCUUGUGCCAACCGAAAGUUGAUCCUGCUUCAAUGCUGACUCUUGCUGUAACAGACGCAGGGAGAACACUCUCCUUGUAUUCAUCUGACUGAUCAUCAAAAAGUUCCCAGCUUACAAAAGAAACAACUCUUACAGUUUUUCCUUCCUUCCUUAGAUCAUCGGCGGCAGCCGCGGCAAUUUCCAACUCAGAACCAGUUCCAAUCAAGAUAACAU
This is a messenger RNA of Vicia villosa (hairy vetch), 2939 nucleotides long. Its product is annotated as protein trichome birefringence-like 4. Gene Ontology annotation, molecular function: O-acetyltransferase activity. The coding region runs from base 90 to 2102 and encodes 670 amino acids. The transcript has 5 exons. NCBI's taxonomy places the organism in Eukaryota, Viridiplantae, Streptophyta, Magnoliopsida, Fabales, Fabaceae. Gene Ontology annotation, cellular component: Golgi apparatus. The record is from RefSeq and is a predicted model, not a curated record.